Messenger RNA from Somion occarium, 1985 nucleotides. The record is from the annotation of a GenBank genome assembly. Lineage: Eukaryota; Fungi; Basidiomycota; Agaricomycetes; Polyporales; Cerrenaceae.
GAAGACGUUCAAGCCGGUCGGUCGAAUUAGCAAUGAGUCGGGUACAGUCAAGGUACAGUGUGGUGCAGUGAAAGGCGCUCAUCCCUUCUUCUGAAAACCAUAUCGAACCACUGGACUCAUUAACUAUGGCUUACCACUGUUCCAAUCGCUCGACUUUAAGCUAUUCUCUCAAUAGGAAUAUUGCUUCUCCAGGAACCAUGCUGCUACUAUGUAUCGUACGCAUUGCCUCGUUCAUGGACUCCUCGUCGCCUCUGGAGUCUGGUUAAAGCUAUCGAGUACCUAUACCUGCUUACAAUGAGCCAUGAUCCCAGCUCGAUUCACGAUUUCUGCAUGAGAACUCGCUGAUUCUGGAUCUUGAACUGAUUAUAAUUCCUGUUUCUCCGCAAUCACUAUAUCAACUGGAGACGUUGACGUCUCUUCGUUCUAGGAUCCAUAUAAAAAGGGCUCUUCGCCUCCCCCUUGUUUCCACAGAGCUCAUCGAGGUUUCACCAGGCAAUGCUUCUAAUACACCUUCCCGCAGAAUUGUUGCUCGACAUUUUCGCCCUUGCAUGUAACGACGCUCGUUACACCGGAUGUUCGUUGGUAGCUGUCUCGCAACAUUUCCGCGCGCUUUGCCUAAACAGCGGAGUGGACAUUCGGAAUGUUGCUGUCCAUGGAGUUGACAACAUGAAGAAGUUCGUAACGAUGCUUGAGGGGAGGGGAAGACCCUCAAGGCGCAUCAAACAUCUCUUCCUGACCGACCGUGCCCAUUCAGGUGGGGUCCACGAGGUCACAGCCACCCCUGCAGCCAUCUUUACGAAUAACGCAGCUGCAUUUGCGGGAAGAAUCCUACGAAUCAUUUCUCCACAUGACCUUUGUACCCUUUCCAUUGUUCUCCCUCGACAGCGCCUCGCCACUCCUGCUAGCCCGUCAAUCCUCACGUAUCCAUUUACAUCGUUGACCGAUCUCACUCUUCACGGUGCCCUCGACCCACCCUUCUUCGAUGCCUGUCAUCCAUUUCCGGGCUUGAGGCGAUUGCACAUCGCUGCCUACCAUCAAUUACCAGAGGACCUGGGUUCCGUCAUCUCCAAAAUGGUGCCAAAUCUCUCACACUUCAAGCUUACCGGAAUCGGUGGCUUGUCUCUCUCCGGAAACCUCCUCGAAGUGCUACAAGCAUACACCAAUGUCGACGACUCAAAUGAAGCCUCAGUAAUAGUUCAGAAGCUUCCCCCCAGCAUCCACACCGUCAUUAUCGGAUUCGCUACCUUGCUUCAAUCUGCUGCGAUACGGUCAGCAGGAAGGCAGCAGAUAAGCUAUUUGCAAAUGGCCCAGUCAAUAAAUCAGUUGGCAGAGGAGCAUGAUCUUAGGUCUACCGAUGGGCGAAGGCUAAUCGUGUGGCCACCCCCUGCUAUGCGCUCUGAAAGUGACCUUCAGGAGGUAGCUCAGGAGUCAUACGAUAAACUGCGAAUAGAAUGGGAGGAUGGAGUUGCAGGCAGAGACACCGGUUGGAAUGAUGUCUGGUUGUAAACCGCAUUACGACAUUUGACCGGUAUGGUUCCUCUCUGAACCUCUUUCCAGGCGAUUGAUGGUACAGUUUCCAGGUCGAUUUAGAGCCGGAUUCUUCUUUCGCGCCUCGGCGAAAAAAAACCAAUCCUUUGGGGUUAUCCAUAUUUCCUAGUAUACGUCAGGAUUUUGUUCUAUAGAUGGGUGGUAUAGAUCGGGAUGCGAGUCAGUCACAAGAACGCAAAAUGAAUUCUGAACUACACAACGAUGUCUAUGGCAUGUUAGCUCCUCUCCAGUUAUUCAUCCUCAAUACGUUCAUAUUUCUCGCGAUCCUGGAAACACGCAUCGGCGGCAGAUGCACCACAAGCCCUCAGUUCUUCAGCGAGGGGUCAGACUGUAUCUCCGUCGCAGUAUUUGUGGUUUCCUAUACGAACAGUAUUUAUCUCUGCCUCCCAAAACAUAAAGGAGGUACUCGAUGCAAAGAUGUUCGAUUUGCCCAGGUC